AACGCGUUUUGCUGCGAAAAAUUUAAAUUAAAAAUUUGCAAUUUUAAUUAAUUAACAAAACCGUAAAGUAACAAAGACGAAAAUAGGGUAGAGCAGCUGAGCCUAGGCGAAUUUUAAGGCAUGCUGAUGCAUCCAUGAUAAAAAGUCAGAAGUAUAGCAGUGAUAAAGCAAAAUAAAUCGAUAAAAAAAUAAAGUAGUGAGGCAAAAACAAUAAAAUCAUAUAUAAGCGAGGUGAACGCGAAAGAGGCUUAUAAAUAGCAAAAUGGUCACUUCAUGCCUUCUGCUGAGCGACAGCUGCGACUAUCCCAACAACAACGGCGCUGUCAAAGUCCGAGUGUGCAGUAGCGGCGUCGACGAGCAAAAAAGCGAUAAAUUCACCGAUAAAUGCGCUAUUGAUACACACCAGCGAAAUAAGUCAGAUUGUGAAAUGAGAAAUAAAAUAAAUUUGACCAGUCUUCGUGUUCCAUUGAUGGGCCUUUUGUUAUUGUUGGUCAUGGUCAGCGCGCUUGCUAGCGCGGAGGGGGCCGCAGUCUACUCGAACAUCAACUUCCUAACGAAUCCCAAAUUCGAGCAGAUCUGCAGCGUCCAGCAGGAGCAUUACAUCGAGAGCGACGGUAAGGAAUCUAGUCUAAUACUUGAAUUUGCACCCGGAGUUUUAGCCGAGAAGCGGCAUCUGUGCACGCGCAUCCUCAGCGCCCCCGCCAACUAUGGUUUCAUCGUACGCCUCCUUUUACCGAAGAUACGACGCAAUCGCCAUGGCGCCACGUCCAAAGCCAAUGCAGACGAUGUUGUCGGACCGGCGAACGGUAGCGGAGGAGCAUCGGGCACAGUUACAGCAGCGGCGACAGCGUCGGCAGAAGCUGAUGGCACGGAUGCAAGCUCUGGAUCGUCUGGCAGUGUCAUGCCCGCUUUCAGCGGCAUGACGUCAUUGAUUGACAAAAUCAAUGCAUCCGUUAGCAAGUCAGCAAAACCGACGAGAUCGUGCCCGCUGUCGAUUUUCAGCUCUAUGGACUUCCACACGCCGCAGUGGCGACUCGACCCUUGUCAGCUGGAGGACACAGCACCAGAAAUGGAUGAUCCCGUUCGGCUGUUUCAUGGGCGCGUUCGCAUUGUCUGGGAGCACGGUCACCACAAGCUGUAUUCGAAAUUGAUGGUCACCGCCUUGGGCAAGGGCGAACAGUGCCGCAGUGACAAGAAGCAUCAAUGCCUGAGAAUCGGUGACGAACCAAUUCUCUGCAUUUCUAAAGAUCUCGUCUGCGACGGCAUUCGGCAUUGUCCGGUUAGCAAUGAAUACGAUAGCGAUGAGGACAACGAAAUGUGUUGGAAGCGCCGGCGCUACGGUGAACCAAUACCCCCCGCCAUGGAGACCGACAUUUUCGAACACUUUGCUUUGGAGGUUUUUCGCAAUUUAUUUGCCUUUGAUGUGCCGGCACAACGUGAGACAACGACGUUGGCAACCAUUGCUGCAGAUGUAGCGUCUACGAAUGAGGGUGUCGCUGGCAGUACGAACAGCACCACAUUGCGCAAAGUGGAUUCGAAGCAAACAGGUCAGUCCGGUUCGAAUGAUACAAGCAAAGUCGCGAGUAACGCUACAAUGACUACAGCGCAAGCCGAAACGAAUACCACCGAAAGCUCUGGCGGCCAUCACCGUCGCAAUUCGACACGAUCUGGCCUCAACUCGGAUCUCUCGAAGUACGGCCCGUGGGGUUAUCUCAUGCUGGGCAUGCUAUUGUGCGGUGGCGCCUUGCUGAUUUGUGGACUUUGGGCCUCCGCCUCCCAGCACGCGACGCAGAACGAACGCGAAUCGGCGCUACAAAGUAGUGCGGCUGCCGCAGCCGGUGAUCUUCAGACAGGCAGCGCAUCCCCACCCAACUACGAGGAGCUCGAUCCGCCGCCCGCCUACUCGGUACUCUUCCCCAACCAAAAGGCGGCUUCCAGCACAACGCUCAGCUCCCUGGGCGCUGCAGCGCUAAUGCCGCCGACAAUAGCCGCCGUCGCCGUAACAACGCCCAAUGGCACAGUGAUGACAAUGUCCGCCGCAGGAGACGGGGCUGCAGCGCCCUCUGCAGCAACAGCAUCGACAACGUCCGCGGCAGCUUCCGUCGCGCCAGCAGCUAGCUCUACAACAACGCGAGUGCAGCUCGAGAGUGCAACGUGCAGCUCGCAAGCGCACUGAUGACAACUGAGAGCCCGUGUGGUACCUGGAAAAGCGACGUCGCCUAAUAUUACUAAAUACUAUAGCGUAGAGAAGAAGUUUUUCUGAUUUUCCAAAAAAAACGACUGACUUUUUAGUUCGAUUUAAGGUUUAACUUAGAUAUACGACAAUUAGCGAGCUCAUUUGUCAGGUUAGAUAUUCGAAAGGAUAUUUUUAUGUGAAUGUGUUGUGCCCCGAUACUUUGAUCUUGUAGCGAAGCCUUUUGAUUUAGAUAUUAGCUUCAGCCUUUUUAUAUGUGCCCCUGUUACCUAAAUGUGGAACUUAAAGGAAAUCCUGCUUUCUAGGCGUAAAUAUUGGUUGAACUCAAAUUAAAGCCAGUAGAGAAAUGUAUACUUUGGGACUUAGAAACAACCGCUCAGAAGCUUUGAGGAGUAUUUAAAGCUCUGAAAGCUUCAGAUAAGCUAAAUCAGUGAACGAAUUAGUGAACACAUACAAAAUUUAAUUUCGGUUAGGGAUAGUUUUAUAGUUACCCGACUACCAAACUUAACUUUCCUAUCAGAGUAAAUUUAUGAAGCAAGUUUUAUCUACAUAUGUUUUAAGACAGCAUUAUCCAGAUUCCAAUUAAGCAGACGGUAUUAUGGUGUGAUGAAGUAAAAUAAAGCUUGAAAAGCUCAAAAGCACCUGAUGAGCACACGAUAAGUAGUUCCAGCUGCUUGCGGCUUUUUAUUGUUUGACAUCCCUUAAAGCUUCGUUCCAUCUGUUAAACUUUCGUUUCUUCCAUAGCAGAUUGAUAGCAGAUUGCAACAACGCCACCACAACAAUGAGCGACUAUAAGUAAUCUAGGUUAGGUUGUAUUGUCAAAUGUCCAUAGAAUGAGAGCAGAUCGUUGUGUAAUUGUAUUAGUUAUUCUAAAUAGGUGUUAACUUGAUAUCUGUAUGAAUUUAUGUGUUUAAGUGCUAAUAUGCAUACUGGAGAAUUGUUUAAUUUUAAACUAAUACUAAUUUAUUGUAAUGUGAUAUAAGUUAAAGCGUAUCUCGACGUGUAAGCAAAAUUAUAAAUGCAAAGUAGAUACUUAGUAGGAAAACAACAAACCAACAACAAGAAUAAAUAUAAUACGAAAUGACUUUUACAAAUAAAAACUAACAAAA
Bactrocera latifrons is the source of this 3303-nucleotide messenger RNA. RefSeq lists its product as uncharacterized. Bases 263 to 2176 code for a protein of 637 amino acids. Gene Ontology annotation, molecular function: protein binding. The record is from RefSeq and is a predicted model, not a curated record. NCBI's taxonomy places the organism in Eukaryota, Metazoa, Arthropoda, Insecta, Diptera, Tephritidae. The transcript has 5 exons.